AUGCGUCGGGAGAUCUCAAUGUUGAUUCAACCGCGGUGCAUCUUGAUCUUCUUGGUCGCUUUAGUUCUGUUUUUUCUCGGUUCAUCCUUCUUUCGACCGGAGGAAGCUAAAGUGGAAGAGGCUUGGGAAAUCACCAAUAAAGUAUUUUUAGAUGUUGACAUAGACAAACAACACCUAGGAAGAAUCACAAUUGGUUUAUAUGGUCAAGUUGUACCAAAGACUGUGGAGAACUUCAGGGCUUUGUGCACAGGGGAGAUGGGAAAGGAUGCUAAUGGAGUAGUUCUCCACUACAAGGGAACACCAUUUCAUCGUAUUAUACCUGGAUUCAUGGUACAAGGUGGAGAUAUCGUCUAUAGAGAUGGGAGAGGGAAUCAGUCUAUAUACGGAGGCACCUUUCAUGAUGAGAAUUUCAAGCUGAAGCAUUCACAUCCUGGUGUUGUUUCCAUGGUGAAUUCGGGACCUGAUUCCAAUGGUUCACAAUUUUUUAUUACCACAGUGAAGACCAGCUGGUUGGACGGUGAGCAUGUCGUUUUUGGCAGUGUCAUUGAAGGCAUGGAUACUGUGUAUGCCAUCGAGGGUGGAGCUGGAACCUACAGUGGGAAGCCUAGAAAAAAAGUACUUAUUGCUGAUUCUGGGGAGAUACCGAAGAGCAAGUGGGAUGAGGACAGUCGAGCUUCAUGA
Messenger RNA from Fraxinus pennsylvanica, 681 nucleotides. Lineage: Eukaryota; Viridiplantae; Streptophyta; Magnoliopsida; Lamiales; Oleaceae. The record is from the annotation of a GenBank genome assembly.